Messenger RNA from Nicotiana tabacum (common tobacco), 461 nucleotides. The record is from RefSeq and is a predicted model, not a curated record. NCBI's taxonomy places the organism in Eukaryota, Viridiplantae, Streptophyta, Magnoliopsida, Solanales, Solanaceae.
ACCAAAAACCUCUUAUUUUUGUUUUCCAGCUCUUAUCCAUAUGUGUAAAUGUGCAUCAUAUAUAUGGAGAGAGUUCAACCAAUAUUUUAGACAACAAAAUAAACCUUCACAAACUUAGCCAAAGUUCAAGAUUCAAGAUUCAAGAUUCAAGAUUAGAAAAUGAGUUCAACAAGCAAGGCAUGGGUUACAGCAGUGAGCUUGGGAGUAGUAGAGGCACUAAAAGAUCAAGGAAUCUGUAGAUGGAAUUACACAAUCAGAGUCAUACAUCAACAUGCAAAGAACAAUGUAAGGUCAUAUUCACAGGCCGAGAAGCUCUCUUCUCACUCUUCUUCUUUGGUUUCUGCAAACAAAGAUCCAUUGAAGGAGAAGGUUAAGCAAUCUGAGGAGUCUCUUAGGAAAGUCAUGUAUUUGAGUUGUUGGGGUCCCAAUUGAAUCCUAAUAAACAGCUAGAUUUAGUGUUA